Molecule: messenger RNA, 1320 nt
Organism: Protopolystoma xenopodis
Lineage: Eukaryota; Metazoa; Platyhelminthes; Monogenea; Polystomatidea; Polystomatidae
Source: the annotation of a GenBank genome assembly
UCUAAUCAACCAUCGUAUGCUGAUUGCGUCCUGGCUCCCAAGCUCCAGCAUCUUCGUGUCGCCUCGGCCUACUAUCGUCAGUUCUGCAUUUCAGAAGAUCUCAUCUACGUUUGGCACUAUCUGGCCAACCUGUACAGCCUGCCAGCCUUCCAGGUCAGCUGUCCAACCGACCGCGACAUUCUCCUUCAUUAUGUUGACCGAGUGCAUGGGGGAGAAGCGCGGAAGUUGGCGGCCAUCAAACAUGAGUUGACCAGUCUUUCCGACACCGUCAGGAGUCUGUCGACGCCCGACCACGUCAAAGCGCCCUGCCCGGGCCAAGUUAACGCCGCCUCAACGUCUGCCCCAGGGCUCGGGCAAACGACAGGAGUCACAUCGCCCAGCAGUCGCUUGGACGAGGAUCCGACCUCCACGAGCCUCGAGGAGGUGACAGAAGAUUCGGACGGAACCGGAGAUGUGAUGUACCCGAGAGGUCUGAAGAAUAGUGACUCAUGCCAGACAAGUUGGACGCGGUCUGGGCCAAAAGGUGCAGAACGGGAAGCAGCCGGUCAGGGAAAGGUGACGCCGCUGUUGAGGGCAGAAAUGUACAAGUCGACUGGAUGCAUUCAGUUUUGCAAACCAAAGGACAUGUCUCCCGAAGGGAGGCAUGCUAACACGUUGAACGGGUUGGCUGGUUACGGGCAAACCAGAAAGCUCAACGACCCGCCUGCUUGCAGUCAGCCGACCAUCGAUGAGCCCAGUCAAGAGGCAGUGCUUCCGGUCCAGUUGAUUUCCAUUAAAAAGCGAGUACACCUGAACCCGACUGGCUCCAUCUGCCUAUGCCGGAUGGAGGCAAAGCUCUUUCGACUCGUUUCAUCGGUUCAAAAGACCAGGCUGACGAUGCACGAGAUUGCCCACGUUCCAAUUUGUCACAACCCGUCUACCUCCACGAACUGUCCAGCAAGAAAUGAUAACCUGUUACUCCAUCUUUUCGGGCUCCAAAUUCUUUUUGCGAUCACUAUGACAUUUUGUCAAAUAGAUCAGUUGCAUCGCCAUUGCGGAAGCCUCCUCAGCUCACACAUUCUUGGACGAGAUUGGCUUGAUCCGUCGGGCGGGUGUAUACUAUUCGACCUUCUACUUUCGGCUUCUCUAGCACUGCCUCAGUCCGUCAAGGAGGAUGACCAUCUCCCAUUUGAGCAGGAAGAUUUCUUUGAGUCGCACAGACAAUUCUUAGUCAAGCAGAGCCUAUUUCUUGCUGACAUUAGCCUUCUAUGUUUUCUCCCCUACCGUGAAAAUAUAAGUGCAUGCUCAGCCCGUCGUAACCCGUCUUGUCAGCAAGGUUGA